This is a messenger RNA of Microthlaspi erraticum, 435 nucleotides long. Lineage: Eukaryota; Viridiplantae; Streptophyta; Magnoliopsida; Brassicales; Brassicaceae. The record is from the annotation of a GenBank genome assembly.
AUGGACAAGAUGAUCCCUUCUCACCACUCCAAGGAGGCUCCCUGCCCAAGAGCCUCACAGAGCCUCUUCUCGCGAACCCAGUCGAGUGGAGUGUCCCUGACCGUCUGCCCUCUCCAGACCACGACCUUGCCUCCCAGUUCUUUGGGGGGCACUGAGGCUAAGUUUGGGGGUGCCAACUCGAGCUCGAUCGAGUUGGGUGUCAAAAACCAGAAAAGUGGUCUUUUGGAGCAUUCUGGAGCAUAUGGGACGAGGAGCAUGGAGGACUUGGCACAUGGACGCAGCUCAACUGGAUACGCAAAGGAAGAAGGAGGAAGCCAUCUUGAAGACCAGCUCGACCCGAGUUCCUCAACUCGACCGGCCAAGCUUCAACUCGAUCGAGCUGAGAAGUCAAAGUCAAACCCGAAAAAUGUUGCUUCCCCCUUGACUUUCCUUUGA